AUGAUUUAUAUUGCGCUUUUCGAGCUCACCUACGCAAUUUUAUACGUUGCUGAGAAACCGGUUAGUCUAUCUCAAAUCGUAUGUAGCUCACGAAUGGAUGCUCGGAACUAGUAGUGGUCAACUGAGAAAUUAAUGAAAAUUUUAUGCUAAACAACUUUGUAGUUGACAGUUUUCUUGGAAAACGUGUAAUUUUCAAGUUACAAGCCUAUUUCUGACUAGAAUCCGUUAUGAUCAGAGCAAGCUGUGAAAAACAUUAUAUAACUAGAGAAUUUGACGUUUUUAGCAAAAAUGCUCAACUAAAAAGUUGUUGAGAAUGGAAUUUGCAACAACUUUUCUGUUGAUCACUUCUUGAAAUAAUCACAAAUUUUCGAGAUAUAAGUGUUUAAACUUUCAGGACCUAUUCACAAAGUUGGGAUCAUUUUUCCUUAUCGUCAACUGGAAAACUUCGUUGUUUCCCAAGUUCAUUUCAUGUAUUUUGGAUUGUAGGCUUGUUUUUUCCGUUCAUCUCUCAAAAAAAUGCAGAUUUUCAGUGCUAUUCGUCGGUUUUUUCGGCAUGUCGAUCGCCCUUCUCGCACUCCACUUCAUCUACCGUUAUCUGAGUGUCACCAAGUUGGUUCGCUACAGUAGCCGGGACAGUAACCGACCGUAUUUCAGUGACCAACGAAUAAAAUCGUUCAACACGUGGAAAAUCGUCCUCUGGUUCAUGGCUCCUCUGUUGAACGGCGUCAAUUUCAUGUUCACCGGCGGUAUUAUUCUCUGUGCCGAUCGAGAAACGGACCGGUUUAUGAGGUGAGCGCGGAAAUUGGAAAUGCGUCAACCACGUGCGACCGGAAACGUAUUCAGCGACAAUUAUCCGCCGCUUUUGCACAACACGACAAUAAUUGAAGAUUUAUACUACAUGGGACCGUUUUUCUGGCCUAAAAUCGAGCGAUCCGACGAGUUGUACUUUAGUUGGAAGGGUGCCAGAGGAUCGCUCAUUGUUAUGGCUCUGAUUGUGAGUUUGACGAGACAAAAGGGAACAAUGUUCAUUCAAGACAAUGUAUCUCAGCUGCCGAUGGAGAUAUCAAAACGUGGUCAACUGAUAAAAUGUGCAAAAAGUCUUUCUGCGCACUUUCACUGUUGACAACAUUUCGAUAUUUUCAGAGGCAGCCGAGAUAUAUCGUCUUGAAUGAACAGUGUCGAAGAGACCAAACAACAUUCGUCUUUCAGUCGCUCUCCACCUCGAUAAUGCUGUAUUUCGGCGUGAAGGGCUACCGUAGCAUGAACGCUCUGAUCGGCCAGGCAAGCGGAUCGGCCAGAUACAAAAGUGUGCAGUCGCAGUUGUUCCACGCGCUCAUCUUCCAAACGCUCAUCCCCGUCUUUCUGAUGCACCUUCCCGCGACGGCCGUCUACGUCACCAUCUUCUUCAACAAAUCGACGGAAAUUGUGGGCGAAACGCUCGGAAUGACAAUAUCUCUGUAUCCGGCACUCAACCCGCUUCCCACCAUUUUCAUCGUCAAAAGUUAUCGGACCGCCGUGAUAGGUAUCCGCCUUUUUGUUUUCUCGCACUCUUCGUGGUACUGUGUUAAAGGCGCAGAGCCGACUAAAAUUUACAACAAUUUGUUCGUGGCAAGAAGACAGACCCAAACGUGUUCAGAUGUGCUCAUUCUUUGCAAGCAUGCGCUGUUCUGCCGAUCUCGAUCCAACAAAAUCGUGCCGAAUGUGAACACGUCUACUGUUGCAUUCACAACUCAUGGAUCUUCAUUUACAACUCAAUAA
This is a messenger RNA of Caenorhabditis sp. 36 PRJEB53466, 1758 nucleotides long. Lineage: Eukaryota; Metazoa; Nematoda; Chromadorea; Rhabditida; Rhabditidae. The record is from the annotation of a GenBank genome assembly.